UGUUCGAAACCUCCCAAACCUCCCACUCGAACCUCUCGCAAAGUAAACCCCGACUACCAACUCGAACGACGAGCAAUAUUCAGCAAGGUGGAUAUAUUCAAUGAAAGUCUUUUCUUUCUUUCUUUCUUUUUUUAUUGAUCUCCGAUCCCAGGAAUGGCUGUACAUCUGUCACGUCUCGCACUUCCAAACCACAGGCGACUAUUACACCCUCUCCAUCGCCGACCUGUCCUUCUUUAUUAUUCGAGACAAGCAGGGGGCAAUCCAGGCGUUCCAUAACGUCUGUCGACAUAGAGCAUACCGCAUUACCAGCAAGGAAAACGGAUGUGCGCCCGUGCUUCGGUGUCGGUAUCACGGCUGGAGCUACAAUACAGCCGGCCAACUGAUCAAAGCGCCGCAUUUCGAGAAUGUUGCGUCUUUCGACAGGCGGGAAAACGGGCUGUUCCCGAUCCACACAAAGGUUCUUUCCAAUGGGAUGGUUUUCAUCAACUUGAGUGCGAGUACUCAACCGCCGAUGGAAUGGGAGGACAGUCCGGUUGUCAACCUUGCGGCUGAUUCUCUUUGGAUGGGUGGCUGUUCUAUCGAGACCAGACUUGACUGGAAGGGAAUCCCUGAUCUCUGCGUUCGACCGUCGUGGUGGUCUACUGCGAAGAAGGUCCAUUUCUUUUUCCCGUCUUCAUCCGUGUAUGCUCUUGAUACGUCGAUGUGGUAUACCGUUUCUGCCUGGCCCCAAGAGAAUGGCGAGACAAGGGUACGGUGCGAUGUGUACGCCAAAGAGAAAGGCAAGCAAAAAACAGCGGAAAGGGUUUUGACGCUGUUGAAAGAGAGAAUCAACGCGACGACGCAAGAAACACAAAUCUCCGACUCGAUCGUCGAACUCGAACACGAGGUCAAGAUCCGGCUCAAGAUGCACCGCCAGCUGGAAGAAACACUCGGCCGACAGGUCCACCCGACGAAGCAGGAACAGAGAGGCCAUGAACGGUUCGCGCAGGCGGAGAAGUUGUGUGCGGAUCUCGAGUGUCUAGCGAGCAAAGCUGCUCCGGGCGGUGUUCUGGCAUGGUAACAAUUAGAGACAUUAUGUGUCAUUCUUAUCCAUAGAGUCAAUGGCGUUAGCUAUAUCAAUCAAUACCUUAUAAACUAUUAAUGAAGAAUUGUACCCUGG
Molecule: messenger RNA, 1159 nt
Organism: Penicilliopsis zonata CBS 506.65
Lineage: Eukaryota; Fungi; Ascomycota; Eurotiomycetes; Eurotiales; Aspergillaceae
Exons: 3
Coding region: 101-1060 (319 amino acids)
Molecular function (GO): 2 iron, 2 sulfur cluster binding
Source: RefSeq, a predicted model, not a curated record